Messenger RNA from Anoplophora glabripennis (Asian longhorned beetle), 2458 nucleotides. RefSeq names its product TFIIH basal transcription factor complex helicase XPD subunit (gene Xpd). Bases 99 to 2378 code for a protein of 759 amino acids. Gene Ontology annotation, cellular component: nucleus. The transcript has 12 exons. Gene Ontology annotation, molecular function: ATP binding; damaged DNA binding; DNA helicase activity. The record is from RefSeq and is a predicted model, not a curated record. Gene Ontology annotation, biological process: positive regulation of mitotic recombination; transcription by RNA polymerase II; nucleotide-excision repair. Lineage: Eukaryota; Metazoa; Arthropoda; Insecta; Coleoptera; Cerambycidae.
UUGUGUGUAAACAUGGGAAAUAGGAAAUAGGUGAUUAUUAAGAGGAGAAAAGAAAAACAAUUUUUUUCAUUGUCUAUAGGAAAUAAAAUAAAAUAAAAAUGAGGAUCAGCGUUGAUGGUCUGAUUGUGUAUUUCCCUUACGAUUAUAUUUACCCCGAACAGUAUUCUUACAUGUGUGAAUUGAAAAAGGCGUUAGAUGCUAAGGGUCACUGUUUGCUGGAAAUGCCUUCGGGUACUGGUAAAACAACAACGUUGCUGUCUUUAAUUGUUGCUUAUAUGCUGGAAAAUCCACAUGAUGUAAGAAAGUUAAUCUACUGUUCCCGGACGGUGCCUGAGAUUGAAAAAGUUAUGGAAGAAUUAAAAAAACUUCUUAGUUAUUAUGAAAAAUUAGAUGGGCAGUAUCCCAGCUUAACUGGAGUAGUAUUAUCUUCUAGAAAAAAUCUCUGCAUACAUCCAGCGGUUAGUACUGAAAGGGAAGGUAAAAUAGUCGAUGGAAAAUGCCAUUCACUGACAGCUAGCUACAUACGAGAACGUCACAAUUAUGAUGAUACUACGCCUGUAUGUCAGUUUUAUGAAGGUUUUGCACUGGACGGAAAAGAAAGUACUAUGCCAUACGGAGUCUAUAGUCUAGACGACUUAAAACAGUAUGGAAGGGACAGGAACUGGUGUCCAUACUUUUUGGCUAGAUUUGCGAUUACCUAUGCCAAUAUUGUAGUAUACAGUUAUCAUUACUUAUUGGACCCAAAAAUUGCAGAGGUGGUAUCAAAAGAACUAACGAAAGAGGCCGUUGUAAUUUUUGACGAGGCUCACAAUAUAGAUAAUGUAUGCAUUGACUCGAUGAGCGUAAAAAUUCAUAAGAGGACCAUCGAGAGAGCCACAGCAAACAUUCAGUUGUUGGAAAAGACUGUCGCGGAGAUGAGGGACGAUGAUCACAAAAAACUUCAAGACGAGUACCAGAGGUUAGUCGAAGGCCUGCGAGAUGCCACUGUUGCGAGAGAGACAGAUGUAAUCCUUUCAAACCCUGUUUUACCCGAUGAGAUAUUACAGGAAGCUGUACCGGGGAAUAUAAGGAAUGCGGAACACUUUAUAAGUUUUCUUAAACGGUUCGUUGAGUACCUAAAGACUAGGUUGCGGGUACAGCACGUCGUACAAGAAUCGCCGGUAGGUUUUCUUAAAGAUGUACAGGCUAAAGUGUGUAUCGAGAGGAAACCGCUGAGAUUUUGCGCUGAACGCUUGGCAUGUCUAUUAAAAACACUAGAAAUAUCGGAUCUUACAGACUUCAGCCCAAUUAUUUUAAUAACACACUUAGCUACACUGGUUUCGACGUACAUGAAAGGUUUCACGAUAAUCGUCGAGCCGUUUGACGAUAAAACCCCAACCGUCUCGAAUCCUAUUCUACAUUUUAGCUGUUUGGAUUCAUCUAUAGCGAUUAAACCGGUUUUUGACAGAUUUCAAACAGUGGUGAUAACUUCCGGUACCUUGUCGCCAUUGGAUAUGUAUCCCAAGAUAUUAAAUUUCCAUCCCGUCAUUAUGGCAUCUUUCACGAUGACCUUAGCAAGGCCGUGUCUUCUGCCAAUGAUUGUUUCGAAGGGCAACGACCAGGUGGCUAUUUCUUCCAAAUUUGAGACUAGGGAGGACAAUGCUGUGAUCAGGAACUACGGGCAACUACUCGUAGAGAUCGCUGCAAACGUUCCCGAUGGCAUCGUUUGCUUCUUCACGUCCUACUUAUAUCUGGAAUCUGUGGUCGCCAGCUGGUACGAUCAAGGUGUUAUAGACAGCUUGCAGCGCUACAAACUGUUGUUUAUCGAAACUCAAGACUCGGCAGAAACUAGCUUCGCUCUGAUGUACUACAUAAAAGCUUGCGAGUCUGGUAGAGGAGCGGUUCUGCUGUCCGUGGCCAGAGGUAAGGUGUCGGAAGGGGUAGAUUUCGACCACCACUUGGGCCGAUGCGUGCUUAUGUUCGGCAUACCCUACGUUUACACCCAGUCCAGGAUACUAAAAGCCAGACUGGAUUAUCUGCGGGACCAGUUCCAGAUCCGUGAGAACGACUUUUUAACGUUCGAUGCAAUGCGACAUGCCGCACAGUGUGUGGGAAGGGCCAUUCGGGGUAAGACGGACUACGGUAUCAUGAUCUUCGCCGAUAAGAGAUUCGCGAGGGCCGAUAAGAGAUCCAAGUUGCCGAAGUGGAUACAAGAGCAUUUGAGGGAUUCGCUCUGCAAUUUGUCAACCGAAGAGGCGGUUCAGAUGGCAAAAAGAUGGUUAAGGCAGAUGGCGCAGCCUUUCACGAGAGAAGACCAGCUGGGCGUUUCUUUACUUACCUUGGAGCAGUUGGAAGACUUGGAGGCGAAAAAAGUUCAAGAACAAUCCGAAGAAGUUUAAAUCGUUGCUUUAUCGUUUAAAACUUAGUUUUAUACUCAAAUUUUGUUUUUUUUUUAAAUAAAUAUCCCAUCGUUUCGUAA